CCUGUCAGCAGCCACUUUUCACAGCAGUUCAGCUCGGCACACAGAGCAGCAGGUGAUCCUUCAGGCUUUUAACCUGGACUGAGGGGUCUCAGACCCUCAAUUCAGUUACUGUACUGCCUGCACUUCUUACUGCUAGUCAGGAGCCAUGUCUGAUGAGAACGUGUUCGACUCGGGCAGCGGCCUCAACCUUCCAGCACUACCAACGAGCACGGGCAGAGACAUUAAGCUGUUUUCCUCUGGAGAGGAAGACAGCAGCCUUUACUUUACCUGCAGUGGAGGUUGCAAUGAACUGGAAGUCAGGAAUCUACACUAUGAGGUGGACACAGCAGCGCAGAUUCCCUGGUAUGAGAGACUAUCUGAGUUUAAAAUGCCGUGGGAGGUGCAGGGAAAUAAACAAACUGCCAUCAAGGACUUGAACCUGCGAGUGCACAGCGGGCAAAUGCUGGCAGUUAUCGGCAGCUCAGGCUGUGGAAAAACUUCUCUGUUGGACAUCAUCACAUGUCGAGAUGAAGGAGGCACCAAGAAAUCAGGGGAGAUACUGAUCAAUGGUAAACCCUCCACACCUUCACUAGUGAAGAAGUGUAUCGCUCAUGUCCGUCAGGAUGACCGCCUGUUACCCCACCUGACUGUGCGAGAGACUCUUGCUUUUGUGGCCAAGCUGCGCCUGCCAACACAUUUCUCACAGAAACAGAGAGAUCAAAGGGUGGAUGACGUCAUUGCUGAGCUUCGGCUGAGACAGUGUGCUAAUACACGGGUGGGCAAUGAAUACGUGCGGGGUGUCUCUGGAGGGGAAAGAAGGAGGGUCAGCAUCGCUGUUCAGCUUCUCUGGAACCCAGGAAUUCUUAUACUUGACGAGCCUACGUCAGGUCUAGACAGCUUCACUGCCCACAACCUCAUCAUCACCCUUUCUCGUCUGGCCCAAGGGAACCGUCUGAUCCUUCUCUCAGUCCACCAGCCCCGCUCAGACAUUUUCCAGCUCUUUGACCUGGUAGUGCUGCUCUCCUCCGGGUCUGCUGUGUACUGUGGCCCAGCCAAAGACAUGGUGCCCUACUUCACAUCUCUGGGGUAUCCAUGCCCCCGCUACUGCAAUCCCUCCGAUUACUACGUGGACUUGAUCAGCAUUGACCGUCGCAGCCCAGAGAAAGAGGCUGCAUGUUUGGAGCUGGCCAGAAUCCUGGCAGCACAGUUUCAAGAGAAGGUGAAGGACACUGAGGACUUCAUGUGGAAGUCUGAGGAGCACAACGUGCCCGAACUGGAGAAUCUCCAAAGCAAUAUCCCUUCAGUGCCAAAAAAGGAAAAUAGUAUUACAGUGUCCCAACAAAUGGACCACCUACCUGGAAGACUGCAUCAGUUUACGACCUUGAUAAGGCGGCAGGUGUUUAAUGACUACCGUGACCUGGUGACGGUGAUGGUGCACGGUCUGGAGGCCCUGCUGAUGUCUCUGCUCGUUGGCUUCCUUUACUUUGGGGCAGGUGAAGAGCGGUUGUCCAUGCAAGACACUGUGGCCCUGCUCUACAUGAUGGGAGCUCUGACGCCGUUUGCUGUGGUGCUGGAUGUCAUAGCCAAGUGUCACACAGAGAGAGCCAUGCUGUACCAUGAGCUGGAGGAUGGGAUGUACUCAGUGACCCCAUACUUCUUUGCCAAGGUCCUGGGAGAGUUACCAGAGCACUGUGUCUUCACGCUUGUGUAUGGGCUCCCCAUCUACUGGCUGGCUGGCCUGAACACUGCACCAGACCGCUUCCUGCUCAGCUUCAUGCUGGUGUGGCUUAUGGUGUACUGCAGUCGUUCCAUGGCUCUAUUCGUGGCAGCAGCGCUGCCCACACUGCAGACCUCGGCCUUCAUGGGAAACGCACUCUUCACUGUCUUCUACCUAACCGGGGGCUUCGUCAUGAGCCUGGACAACAUGUGGCAGGUGGCCACCUGGUUCUCCCACAUCUCCUUCAUGCGGUGGGGCUUUGAGGGCAUGCUGCAGGUCCAGUUCCGGGGCCUGACCUACUCAGUCAACCUGGGGAACUUCACCAUCAACAUAGACGGCAUUAAAGUGGUGGAAGCGAUGCACAUGAACCAGUUUCCUCUGUACUCGUGUUACCUGGUGCUGAACGCCGUGGUGCUGGUCUUCAUGCUGCUCUACUUCCUGUCCCUCAGGUUCAUCAAGCAGAAGUCCUCUCAGGACUGGUGAAGAAACGUGCAGACUGCACCUGCAGACUUUGUAUUAGUGCAGCACAGCCGACUGCCACUGGAUGGCAGCAAAGCACCACGAACACCUACCAACACCACCACCGCCCCUCUGCAGCAGCCCAGUUACAGCUCCUAAUCUUCUUUCCUUUUUUCUUUUUCUUUUUGGCAAACGAUUAGAGCAUUACUCUGACAGAUAUCCAUCUACAGCUUUUACUUGCAUUUUCUUUCUUUUUUUGUACUGACUAAUAUUUGUAUACUAAGAUUAUUAGGCUUAACAAUGUGUGCACCAGUAAAGGUACAUUAAAAAGCUUUUGAAAUGUUUAGCCCAGCACACUAGGAAAGCUUUUAUGUUUUUAAAAAAAGGGAUAGUGUAAGUUUUGCACUGGUGCAAAACCCUAAUAAAUGUACCAAUAUGUUUGAAGAAAAAAAAAAAAACUAAAGCAACCGAACGCAUCUCAGUCAUUCCAGCAUUUACCUCAAAAUACCUCUGACAAACUAAUGAUCUAAUGAUACACAAGAUUGAAUAGUAAAUAUCAGUUAUUACUGAAUAUGUAGAUAUGCUAGAAAUGCUGUGUAAGAAACAGAUGUACACUACCAGCCAAAAGCUCUUGGACACACCUUCUAAUUCAGUGCUUUUCUUCAUUUCUUUAUUUGAUUAUUUUCUACAAUGUAAAUUAAUAUUAAUGACAUCAAACCAAAUCAGGGACACAUGGAAUUAGGUAGUAAACAACAACAAAAACAGUGUUUGUCCUCCAUAAUGGCCUGAUCUAAACCCAACUGAGAUGGUGAUUUAAGGUGAUUUGAAAUGAGCUGGAGCUUCAAAGUGUGAAGGAAAAGCAGCAACUAUUGUUCAGCACCUCCAGGAACGCUUUCAAGAUGCUGAGAAAACUAUUCCAGGUGACUCUCCCUCAUGAAGACACUGAGAUUAAAAUACCAAGAGUGUGCAGAUAUGUCCUCAAAGCUAAAUGUUGUACAUAAAGUAUAUAAAGUAUAUAAAAAUAUUUUGGUUAACAUUUUGUGUUUAUGAAAUAAUUCCACGUGUUUCUGAAUAGAUUUAAUAUAGUCUUCAUUAUUAAAUUUAAAAUGUAAAAAAUGAAAGAGAAAGAAAAUACAUUAAAGAGGAUUGGAGUUCAAAGGUGUGUUCAAACUUUUGACUGGUACUGUAUGUAGUUUUUGCUGUGUCUUUGUGGGCAUGAGUAGGCUGCCCACUGGUUAAGCUUUAGUGUCUUUUAAGGGUGAUUUUUGUGGCAUUAUUUACCAGUACUGUUCAUUAUUUUGUAUUCAUUUGUAUAUUAAAAAAAUAUUCCAUAGAAUUAAA
Molecule: messenger RNA, 3496 nt
Organism: Astyanax mexicanus (Mexican tetra)
Lineage: Eukaryota; Metazoa; Chordata; Actinopteri; Characiformes; Acestrorhamphidae
Gene: abcg8
Product: ATP-binding cassette, sub-family G (WHITE), member 8
Exons: 13
Coding region: 146-2179 (677 amino acids)
Biological process (GO): cholesterol homeostasis
Cellular component (GO): plasma membrane
Molecular function (GO): ATP hydrolysis activity; ATP binding; ABC-type transporter activity
Source: RefSeq, a predicted model, not a curated record